Myxozyma melibiosi is the source of this 573-nucleotide messenger RNA. RefSeq lists its product as uncharacterized. Lineage: Eukaryota; Fungi; Ascomycota; Lipomycetes; Lipomycetales; Lipomycetaceae. Gene Ontology annotation, molecular function: calcium ion binding. Bases 1 to 573 code for a protein of 190 amino acids. Gene Ontology annotation, cellular component: membrane; cytosol; intracellular membrane-bounded organelle. The record is from RefSeq and is a predicted model, not a curated record. The transcript is spliced from 5 exons.
AUGGGAAAGUCACAGUCAAAACUCAGCAGCGAUCAACUGCUCGAGCUUCAGAAGUCAACCUAUUUUGAUCGCCGUGAACUGCAGCAAUGGUACAAAGAUUUCCUCAAAGACUGUCCCUCGGGACAGAUGGACAAGGCCGAAUUUCAAAGGAUCUAUAAGCAGUUUUUCCCGUUUGGCGAUCCCUCGACAUUUGCCGAGUACGUCUUUAACGUUUUCGACGCCGACAAAUCGGGAACGAUCGAUUUCAAGGAAUUCAUAUGUGCCCUGUCGAUUACCGCGCGCGGAUCGGUCGAGGAGAAGCUUCUGUGGUCUUUCCAAUUAUACGACCUGAACAAUGACGGUCGCAUCUCAUAUUCGGAGAUGUUGUCGAUAGUAGAGGCUAUCUAUAAGAUGGUCGGAUCGAUGAUGAAGCUUCCUGAAGACGAGGCCACUCCAGAAAAGCGCGUGGACAAAAUAUUCAGAGCAAUGGAUAAGGACAAAAAUGGAGAAUUGACCAUUGACGAGUUCAAGGAAGGCUCCAAACAGGAUCCGACAAUUGUAUCGGCUCUCAAUAUCUAUGAUGGUCUUGUUUAA